AUGUCUCGAAAGCAUCACACCUGGAAGGAGCAGAGCCCUUGGCUCUCUUCCUUGAUGAACGCUGUGGGGACCCAUGUGCCGGCCAAGGGCUUUUCCAUGGGCGUGGAUGAGCAGGUGGCACGCUGGAACCCACCCCGGUGCGGUGUGCCGGACCUCCCAGUGUUGCCGGACAGCCAGAAUGGGCGGAAUCGGCAGAAGCGGUUCGUCCUCUCCGGCGGGCGCUGGGACAAGACCAAUCUCACCUACAAAAUUAUCAGGUUCCCGUGGCAACUUGUGAAAGCUAAAGUGAGAAGGACCAUCGAGGAAGCUUUGAAAGUCUGGAGUGAUGUGACCCCGCUAACCUUCACUGAGGUGCAGGAGGGACGGGCUGACAUCGUCAUCGAUUUCACAAGGUACUGGCACGGAGAUAACUUGCCUUUCGACGGGCCCGGAGGGAUCCUGGCACAUGCGUUUUUCCCCAAGACGCACCGGGAGGGAGAUGUCCAUUUUGACUAUGACGAGACCUGGACCAUUGGGAACAACCUGGGCACUGACCUCCUGCAAGUGGCUGCUCAUGAGUUUGGCCACGUCCUGGGCCUGCAGCACACGGCUGUCUCCAAGUCACUAAUGUCUCCUUUCUACAUCUUCCGCUACCCGCUAAGCCUGAGUGAGGACGACAAGCAAGGUAUCCAGUACCUCUAUGGGAAACCCAAACUGGAUGCUGACCCAACCCCAACUCAGUCAGCAGAGCUGCCCCAGCCAGACUUUGAAACAAAUGAGAUCACCAAUGUGGAGUCUGUGCAGCCCGACGCCUGCAACACAGCUUUUGAUGCCGCAGCCACCAUCCGAGGGGAGCUCUUCUUCUUCAAGUCUCGCUAUGUGUGGCGACUCCGAGCUGGAAAACUGCAGGACGGCUACCCAGCUCUGGCCUCCCGCCACUGGCAGGGGAUCCCCAGCUCUGUUGAUGCCACCUUUGAGGACCCUCUGGGCAAUAUCUGGUUUUUCCAAGAUUCUCAGUACUGGAUUUAUGAUGGUGAGAGACGGGUAUCUGGUCCCACCCCGAUUGUGGAGCUGGGCCUCCCUGCAUCCCCUGUGCAGGCAGCUCUGGUGUGGGGGGCUGAGAAGAACAAGAUCUACAUCUUCGGUGGAGGCAACUACUGGCGCUUCAACCCUCACACUCGCCAGGUGGACAACAUCUACCCCCGGACCAUGGCCGACUGGCGCGGCGUCCCUCAGGAGAUCGAUGGCGCUUUUCAGGAUGAGUUUGGCUUUGCCUAUUUCCUGAGAGGCCGAGAUUACUGGAAGUUCGAUCCAGUCCAGGUGAAAGUGCUAGAGGGCUACCCACGCCACAUCAGCCAGGACUUCUUCAGCUGUACGUCUUCCUCCAACUCCUUCAGAUGA
Molecule: messenger RNA, 1380 nt
Organism: Balearica regulorum gibbericeps (East African grey crowned-crane)
Lineage: Eukaryota; Metazoa; Chordata; Aves; Gruiformes; Gruidae
Source: RefSeq, a predicted model, not a curated record